AUCGUCAUCACCCUGCGCCCGCUGAAGGUCAUAUGAUCCCAGAGGUGAGUCUGAUUGGUUGAGCCGAGUGAAGCAUUUUAGACCAGGAAGUAGUCAAAUAUGUGACAGUACAGUAUAGUUUAGAUGCUAAAUAAACAUGAUUUCAGGUGCGUUUUAUGCAUUAUUAGCGGGCUUUCUUGGAGCCGUCGCCUCCUCGUCAGCCAAGCUAUCUCUGGGCUCAGACUACCUCAAAGGGGUGUGUGAAACAGGGCUGAAAACCUGGUCUCAGGAUGGAGACUACAGGAUUAUUCCGGAGGAAACAUCACCCUGCGAUUGGCUCCACAUCCCUCUGCGGUUGCUGUGUGGAGGACUGCUGUUCACCAGUAAUGCUGUGAUGUGGACCUUCUUCUCCAAGGCUCUGAGACACUCCUCCUCCUCGGCCCGGGCCACGGUCACCACCACCGCAUCCAACUUUGUAUCCUCUGCAUUCCUUGGGAAGCUGAUCUUUGGCGAGAUCCACGCAGCACUGUGGUGGGUGGGCAUCUCUCUAACGCUGUCAGGUUUACUGGUGUUGCACGGAUCAACUUCUCAACCAGCAGAGGCCAAGAAGGAAGAGUGAAGGACUGUCCCACAUGUGGAAUAAGAAGUGUAAUAACAAUACCACUGUAUCAAUCGCCCCACCUGGACCGCCUCGCCGUUCCACAGACGCUUUCUGGCUCAAAUAAUCUGGAUUUCACGAGAACCAUGUUCUAUUACCACAAAGGGCUUUGAUGUUACAUCUGACUGUACAUGGAUUCUAACAUGUUACACCUGACUGGACAUGGAUUCUAACAUGUUACACCUGACUACAUGGAUUCUAACAUGUUACAUCUGACUACAUGGAUUCUAACAUGUUACAUCUGACUGUACAUGGAUUCUAACAUGUUACAUCUGACUGUACAUGGAUUCUAACAUGUUACAUCUGACUGUACAUGGAUUCUAACAUGUUACAUCUGACUGUACAUGGAUUCUAACAUGUUACACCUGACUGUACAUGGAUUCUAACAUGUUACACCUGACUGUACAUGAUUCUAACAUGUUACAUCUGACUGUACAUGGAUUCUAACAUGUUACAUCUGACUGUACAUGGAUUCUAACAUGUUACAUCUGACUGUACAUGGAUUCUAACAUGUUACAUCUGACUGUACGGAUUCUAACAUGUUACAUCUGACUACAUGGAUUCUAACAUGUUACAUCUGACUGUACGGAUUCUAACAUGGAUUCUAACAUGUUACAUCUGACUGUACAUGGAUUCUAACAUGUUACAUCUGACUGUACAUGGAUUCUAACAUGUUACAUCUGACUGUACAUGGAUUCUAACAUGUUACAUCUGACUGUACAUGGAUUCUAACAUGUUUCUACUCUGUCUUACCGUCUCUGGGUAUGAUAUGACCAAGGUCUGCACUCCACACACAAACAUGAUCAGGCUUUUCUACACUACACAUUCUUAUGCAAACAAAUCAUUUUUAAUAGUGCCGUUGAGAUGUAUAUUUUAUUGACAAUAUUGUAAUGACCUGUAAUGAGACUUAAAUGGGUAUCAAUUUAUUGAAAUUAGAGUUUUGUAAAUAAACCUUUACAUGAAAUA
Molecule: messenger RNA, 1603 nt
Organism: Oncorhynchus nerka (sockeye salmon)
Lineage: Eukaryota; Metazoa; Chordata; Actinopteri; Salmoniformes; Salmonidae
Gene: tmem42a
Product: transmembrane protein 42a
Exons: 3
Coding region: 137-598 (153 amino acids)
Source: RefSeq, a predicted model, not a curated record